AUGGAGGAAGCGACGCUGGUACUCAUUAGUACUUUCAACAUCGGUAGCAUCGUUGUGAAGACGACUCUGUUCCUGUGGCACAGAGGACAGUACUUCGCUCUGGUCCGACGAGUGGACGAUCUGAUGCUGUUACAGAGCGAAUCCUGCUCUCAGGACCCGGUCCUCGGGCACUUGCUGUGGCGCUCCAAGAGGACCGCGGCGCGCCUCACCACGGCCAUGCUGCUGCUCAUGGUGUCCCAGUACGUCACGUGGUACCCCAUGCCGCUCAUCAUGAACUGGGGUGAACGCCGCUUGCCUCUAGCGCAGCAUCCCUGGGACAACAACAGCAAUUAUUACGUGCUGUCUUACGCCGCACAGUGCAUUGCUGUAUCGUGGAUGACGCAGAUCAGCUUCGGCAUCGACUGCCUCUUCGUGUCCAUCAUGAUCCUCGUGGCCGCGCAGAUCAAGAUCCUCGCUUCGCGCGUGGCCCAUCUGAAGAUGCAAGACGACGGGUUAAGUCGCAAGCAGCACACAAUUAAAAGUCCCAGAUACAAAUUAUACAGAGAUUUGUGCCUCUGUAUUGAAACCCAUCAACAGCUUCUAAGGUACGUUGAGCAGUGA
This is a messenger RNA of Schistocerca piceifrons (Central American locust), 600 nucleotides long. RefSeq lists its product as uncharacterized. The record is from RefSeq and is a predicted model, not a curated record. Bases 1 to 600 code for a protein of 199 amino acids. The transcript has a single exon. Gene Ontology annotation, cellular component: plasma membrane. Gene Ontology annotation, molecular function: odorant binding; olfactory receptor activity. Gene Ontology annotation, biological process: sensory perception of smell; detection of chemical stimulus involved in sensory perception of smell. Lineage: Eukaryota; Metazoa; Arthropoda; Insecta; Orthoptera; Acrididae.